CGACCUGCUUCGGUUAGCUGUUGUGGCUGUCUAGAUCAGCUGUCCACACGCUACGAGGUCGUUCUUUAGCCAUUCCGGAAAAAUUGCAGCUUUCUCAGGGUCGCUAUAAUGAUGGCAAAGUAGAACUCCCCUCGCCUAGGAUUUCUGAUCACAGUACACGUCUUCGAUGGCGGGAGGGAGAGCAUUUCCAAGACUGAGCCGCAAUGAACAACAGCAACAUUCUAGACCCGGCCCUUGGCGGACGAGUGGUGGACAACUCACACGAAGAUGACCACGAUGACAGACCUCCACCGAAGCGAGCAAGAUCAUCCUUUACGAGCGCCAACCUGCAAUCAUCGCCACUUGGAACAUCAAUGGAAAACUCCCAAUCUGCUCUCCAAGCGCUUAUGUCUGACGUGCCUGAUUACCCACGACGGAGAGCGACGAUAGCAUGCGAAAUUUGUCGAUCGCGAAAGUCGAAAUGCGACGGAAAUCGUCCGAAGUGUAAACUAUGCACCGAGUUGAACGCAGAGUGUGUCUAUCGCGAGCCAGGAAUCAAGCUGGACGCCGGCGACAAGCUCAUUCUUGAGCGACUUGCGCAUAUUGAAGGCCUGCUGCAUUCAAACUUGCUCGGCUCUGUGAGCUCGCCAGGAGCGCAUGUCGGUCCUAUAUCGCCUGCGACGAGCAACACUGCAUCUGAAGAUUUGCAUUCAAAGCGUGCACACACUUUUGCAGCGGGCGUUGGCCUAGCACCGCUCGGCGGCGGUGGCAUAUCGCUCGCUACGAACAUAUCUACAAUGCCCAAAGCUCAUACGACGCCAGCGCUACACCUGCUGCAAUGGCCGAUGAUUCGUGAUCUCGUGUCAAGAAGUUGUGACCAACAGGUCUUGCUGCAACUGGAAGUGGUGCGACCUGCGUUGGACCUACAGCCACCUUAUAGCCUCGAUCUGGACCUGGCAGGGAAGCCAUCUGCAUAUGUUCGCUCGUUCUUCGACAAAGUCAAUGUUUGGUAUGCGGUGGUCAAUCCCUAUACAUUUGCUGGAAUCUGUCGCCAAGCAUCUGCCGUCGGCUUCCGUUCUGGAGUCGAGACUUGCAUCGUUCUACUUGUCCUUGCUCUUGGUCAGGCUGCGCAUUCUGGCCAUAGCAUUUCCCGUGUGCCGCAAGAUCAAUCGCCGCCCGGAAUGGCCUACUUCAAUGCAGCAUGGCUUCUCAUGCCUGCAGUCAUGAUUCGGAACGACGUGGCGAGCGCGCAAUGCCACCUUUUGGCUGCCGCAUAUCUCAUGUAUCUCGUUCGCCCUCUAGAAGCCUGGAAUAUACUCUGCGCCGCUUCUGCAAAAUUACAGCUACUGCUUCAAAACCCAAGCGCGAUACCAGCGCAGGACAAAGAGCUUAGUGAGCGCAUCUACUGGAACAUUCUUAUGAUCGAAUCGGAUCUGCUCGCAGAGCUAGAUCUACCGCACACGGGAAUCGUGCAGCUUGAAGAGAGUAUGCGAUUGCCUCGCAGCUUCCCCUUCGAUGCAGCAGCCGCAGCUCGCGACGAAAGCCCAGGGGAGGAUGACAUCUGGUAUUUCCUGGCAGAGAUCGCAUUGCGCCGCCUUUUGAACCGUGUGUCGCAUGUGAUCUACAGCCAGAAGCGAAAUUCUAUCGCUUCUCUUGAGCCGGUGGUGGCCGAGCUCGAAUUUCAGCUCAAUCAGUGGUACGAAGGACUGCCAGUCCCCAUUCGUUUUCCACGCGAACGAGUGCCGGCUCAAGGUCAUGUACAGACUGUCCUCCGGCUUCGAUACUUCGCAUGCCGCACGAUCAUCUUCCGUCCUUACAUACAGGCAGUGCUUGGCGACGAGAACUUGAUUCAUGAGCCUGGAGUUCGAACAGCUUGCGAGAAAUGCUUGGAUGCUUGUGUGCGGCAACUCGAUCGCAUCAAUGUGCAUCACGAGGGGCACCUACCCUAUCUCUUUCAGGGGGCACUUUCCAUCACCAGCCAGAUCCUCUUGUUGAUGGGCGCCACACUUUCCCGAAAUCUGAGUGCCAUGCUGCCGCCAAAACAGCAGCUUGAUACUCUGAUCGCAGAUGUACUGGCAGAGACCCAGAAUGUUGCACACCUAGCGCCAAGCAUUGGGUUAUGCGCGGACAUUGUUCGAGAAGCUGAUGAGAGAAGACAAGUUAUUCUGCAGCGGCCCAGAUGA
Cercospora beticola is the source of this 2162-nucleotide messenger RNA. Its product is annotated as Zn(II)2Cys6 transcription factor. Lineage: Eukaryota; Fungi; Ascomycota; Dothideomycetes; Mycosphaerellales; Mycosphaerellaceae. The record is from RefSeq and is a predicted model, not a curated record. Gene Ontology annotation, molecular function: DNA binding; DNA-binding transcription factor activity, RNA polymerase II-specific; zinc ion binding. Gene Ontology annotation, biological process: DNA-templated transcription; regulation of DNA-templated transcription.